This is a messenger RNA of Anopheles moucheti, 1414 nucleotides long. It is a transcript of the gene Rbm13, whose product is annotated as protein MAK16 homolog. Gene Ontology annotation, biological process: maturation of LSU-rRNA; maturation of 5.8S rRNA. The coding region runs from base 162 to 1181 and encodes 339 amino acids. The transcript has 3 exons. The record is from RefSeq and is a predicted model, not a curated record. Lineage: Eukaryota; Metazoa; Arthropoda; Insecta; Diptera; Culicidae. Gene Ontology annotation, cellular component: nucleolus; preribosome, large subunit precursor.
CAUGGUGCACGUAAACAUCGUCGCAUGCAUUUAAAAUUAUUUUUUUAAGUGCAUUGAUCGGCAAUUAUAGCGUUGGCCAUCGAUCCACCCAGUUUACAACAACUAGCAACAGAGUCCUACGUGUCAAUCAUUCCGGGAAAUAACAUCCAUCAACCAGCAACAUGCAGCAGGAUGAGGUCACCUGGAGCAUCAUCAGCAAACAGUUCUGCUCGUUCCAAGUAAAGACACAGACGCAAAACUUUUGCCGAAAUGAGUACAACCUGACCGGGUUUUGUUCGCGGCGAUCAUGCCCGAUCGCUAACAGUCAGUACGCGACGGUGCGGGAGGAGAAAGGAAUCAUCUACCUGUUCAUGAAGACAGCCGAACGAAAUGCGUUCCCAUCCAAGCACUGGGAAAAGGUGAAGCUGUCCCGCAACUUUGACAAGGCGGUGUACCAGAUCAAGGAGAAUCUGUUGUUCUGGGACCGCUGGGUGCAGAACAAAUGCAAGCAGCGGUUCGUGAAGAUCACUCAGUACCUAAUACGGAUGCGUAAAUUGAAGCUGCGCCGACAGAAGAUGCUGGUACCGUUGGCGACCAAGGUCGAGCGGAGGGAACGGCGCCGGGAGGAGAAAGCCCUGGUCGCCGCCCGUAUCGACAAUGCAAUCCAGAAAGAGCUGAUGGAACGGUUGAAGAUGGGCAUGUACGAGGACAUCUAUAACUUCCCGCAAACCGCGUUCGAUCGGGCACUGGACGCGGAAGAGGUAGAGGUGGACGAAACGGAAGAGAUGGACGAGGAGGAGCGCGAGAUGGAGGACGAGGAGGAAUAUCGGUCGCAGGAGAAGGUGAGGCACGUGAGCGAUGAUUUACGGCGCGAACUGGAGAUGGCGGACGAGUUUGUCGAGGGCGAUACGGACGAGGAGGUGGAUUCGGAUGCGGAGAGCGAGUCGGGCGUGAAGGAACGCGUCGAGUUGGACAGUGACUUUGAGUCGGACGACGGAUCGGAUAUGGAGGACUAUGUGCCGAACGUGUCUCUGCGGCCACCGAAAUCUGACGACGACGAGGAAGUUGCACCUGCAGCCACGGCGAAACCUCUAGACGCAACGUCGGCGAAGAAGAAAACGCGCAAGAUCCGCAAACCCAAGCUCGAGUUUGAGUAUGAAGUGGAAGCUGAACCAACGGCGCGGCGUCGCGUACAUCAGUGAGGUUGGUUGUUGUUUGGUCGAGCGAUUUCGGAGUGCUUUUCACUCUUUUUUAUCUUAUACUUUUGCAUCGUAACAUCGUGCUUUUCUUCCUUGCGAAUGCUAACGUUUAUUUGCAUUACACACUUUUUUUCUGGUUAGAUUCCGUCGAUACUGUGUUGCAACUGUAUGUUUGCACCUUAAUAAAUAUAAGUGCUGUAAAAAAAAAGAAACGAAUUAAAGAAAUUGUUCCGUGU